CAGGUAACAUCGAAAGGUGCUGGCUUAAACCCGAACGCCAAAGUGUGGCAAGAAGUACCCCAAGGGAGCGGUGAGGCGGUGCCGCCGACAAAUGGCGCAGAGCACUCGUGGCAAGAAACAGCGGCUGCACAGGGGACUCAUCCCGAGGGUAACAUAGAGAUUUCAGAAGAUAGCUGCAAGCAAUAUGAAGUGAUGUAUUCCCCAUCUUGUGAAGCCUCAAGAAAUGGCACAGGAGUUGAUGAAGCAUCUGCAAAUGGCAUUGUCCUUGCAACUGAAGAUCUUGGAUACCAAAUCUAUGAAGUGUCUGGUGAAGGCGGCUCCACUGUGUCCACAGAAGACAUUAGAGAAUGUUUGAAAAAACAGCUUGAAUUCUGCUUCUCACGUGAGAAUCUUUCAAAGGAUCUCUACUUGAUGUCGCAAAUGGAUAGCGAUCAGUUUGUUCCAAUAUGGACAGUUGCCAACAUGGAAGGUAUUAAGAAGCUGACAACUGAUAUGGACCUUAUUCUUGAAGUCUUGAGAUCUUCUCCUAUGGUACAAGUGGAUGAGAGAGGGGAGAAAGUCAGACCAAACCACAAACGAUGUAUUAUCAUCCUCCGCGAGAUCCCCGAAACAACACCUGUAGAGGAGGUUAAGGCUCUGUUUAAAAAUGAAAACUGCCCCAAAGUGAUAAGCUGUGAGUUUGCUCACAACAACAACUGGUACGUUACAUUCCAGUCGGAUACAGACGCACAACAGGCGUUUAAAUACUUAAGGGAAGAAGUGAAAACCUUUCAGGGCAAGCCAGUAAUGGCAAGGAUAAAAGCCAUCAACACAUUUUUUGCUAAGAAUGGUUACCGGGUAGUGGAUUCCAGUGUCUACACUCAGCCAGUUCAAACACAAGCACAGUUUGCCUCCCCACUGUUUAUGCAGCCUGUAUAUAGUCCUCAGCAGUACUCUAUCUACAGCAUUGUGCCUCAGACGUGGUCUCCAAAUCCUGCACCUUACUUUGAAACACCGCUGGCCCCCUUUCCUAAUGGUGGAUUUGUGAAUGGCUUUAAUACACCAGGAUCGUAUAAAACAAACGCUGCUUCUUUGAGUAUAGGUCGCCCAUUCCAUAGAAAUCGCGUGAAGCCGCACUUCCGAUCGUCGAGCAGCUCCGAACACCCUGCGGAGGGUCCAGCCGCCGUCGGCACCGUGCCACUGGGGGACGGGCCGCUGAGCAGAACCAACUCCAGGAGUUUUGUUAUGGAGCGACACAGCAGUCCCUUAACUGGGCAGCAAGACCAAGGUUAUUCCCAGAAGGAUUCUCCCACCGCACAGAUGGAGCAGAAUGGAGAUUAUGGCAUUGGCAGGGGCAGGAGGAACGUUUUCAGAGGUCGGAGGAGACGAGAAGAUGACCGCGUUUCAAGACCUCAGCCUUCAGCAGAAACAAAGACUCAGACACCAAAGUUUGACUUGCUAGCAUCAAAUUUCCCACCUUUGCCUGGCAGCACAGCAAAAAUACCAGGAGAGCCUGUGCUGGAGAGCAGGAUGUCCGAUAUCGUUAAAGGAGUCUGCAAAGAAAAGGAAAGCAAAGAUUUGCUGCCCACUUGUCCAGCUCCUGCUCAGGAAGAACAGACGCACAGCACUGUGCAGCAGCCUGUGACAAGCGUGAGUUCACCAAGUCAGACUGAAGCCGUGGUGUUAAGCAGCACGGUUCAGCCAGACAGCAAACCAGAAGAAGUGUCCGCUCAGAAAGACGUUACAAGCCAGGCUUCCCCACCAGUGUCUGUGUCUCCUGUCAGUGCUGCAAAGCCACCGAGGACAAAUGCCACUUCACCCCCUGCCAGCGCGAGUGCAGCUCCUGCUUUGUUGGCGCAGGAGCCGCGCAAGCUGAGUUACGCCGAAGUUUGCCAGAAGCCCCCUAAGGAGCCUCCUCCAGUUCCUGUUCAGCCUCUUAGGGAACAUCGCACCAACAUAGUGUCCCCUGCCAAAAAUGAAGAAAACGGCGCACCUGAGAAGGCUCCGGAGAAGGCUCAUGACAAGGUUGAAGGUCGAAUGAAGGAUUAUUCCGGGUUCCGAGGCAAUGGGCCUCCCCGGGGAGCCGCUGAAAAUCAGGGAACAGAGGCGCCAAUUUGGACGCAGAUCAUCGCCUCAGGGAGCACCGCGACGCGUCGGCAAGGAGCAGUACGUGCCACCCCGGUCACCAAAGUAACACUUGUCCAGCCAAUUUCUCUAUUUAAUUUGAGCUGUGGACUAAUAAACAGCAAAGGAAACUGUGAGAGAGGAGUAUUCAUGAAGGGGAAUACUGAACUGGAGCGUGGCUUGUGUGGAGAAGUUGUGGAGGGUCCCAAAAUUCAUCUCUAAAAGUGAUUUCACAAAUGCUGGAGGAUUCCAAUCAAUAUAAAUAUAGAGAUUAUAAUUUUUGUAUUUUUGUUUUUAAUUUGCAGAGGGUUUCCUGCUUGAAAUCAGUUUUGGGGUUGUGAAACUAGCAUUUUGACAAAGUGAGAGAAUAUGGAUUGACAAAUUAACCUGUCCCUCAGCGUAGGAGGAAAAGGAUAAGAGAAUAUUAUUUUUGAAAAAUGAGCGUUUCUGUAAAAUUAGAACUUUUUUUAACCUAUUUAACAUUUGGCUUGUCGGAUGAUGUGUCUGCCAUCGAUGGCCUUGCAUUGCGGAGCACGUCUGCGGCCGAGGUGCUUGGUCGGCGUGAGUGGAAUGAGUGCAGCCAGAUACUGUUGUCAUGACUUAGUCACUGAUGAUAAAAACUGAAUGUACUACUGUAGUAAACUUUGUGUUUCCAGCUUGAAGUAUAGUCUCUUGACCUUACGAAUAAACCAUUCAGUGAGCUU
Molecule: messenger RNA, 2807 nt
Organism: Mesitornis unicolor (brown roatelo)
Lineage: Eukaryota; Metazoa; Chordata; Aves; Mesitornithiformes; Mesitornithidae
Gene: LARP4
Product: La ribonucleoprotein domain family, member 4
Biological process (GO): positive regulation of translation
Cellular component (GO): cytosol; cytoplasmic stress granule
Molecular function (GO): mRNA 3'-UTR binding
Source: RefSeq, a predicted model, not a curated record